This is a messenger RNA of Ruditapes philippinarum (Manila clam), 1473 nucleotides long. RefSeq names its product iron-sulfur cluster assembly 1 homolog, mitochondrial-like. Lineage: Eukaryota; Metazoa; Mollusca; Bivalvia; Venerida; Veneridae. Gene Ontology annotation, cellular component: mitochondrion; cytoplasm. The record is from RefSeq and is a predicted model, not a curated record. Gene Ontology annotation, biological process: iron-sulfur cluster assembly. Gene Ontology annotation, molecular function: 2 iron, 2 sulfur cluster binding.
AACGGAAGUAACCGAACCGUAGUAUCGACCUUGACCCUCAAAAGCAAAACACUGAAGUAUCAGUGAAAGAAAUGUGAAAUGGCAACAAGAGUUGUUGGUGCCACUAUUCGGGCAGUCUCGAAGAAAAGGACGAUGAUCCCGACAAAAGCACCACUUAUUUUGACUAAUUCUGCUGUUAAAAAGGUGAAAGAAUUGAUGUUAGAGAAACCAAACAUGGUUGGUUUAAAGAUUGGUGUGAAGACUCGAGGAUGUAAUGGUUUGACAUACACUUUAGAUUACUGCAAUGAUAAAGGAAAGUUUGAUGAAAUAGUGGAGCAAGAUGGUGUAAAAGUAGUGAUAGAUGCAAAAGCACAAUUGACUUUAUUAGGAACAGAAAUGGAUUAUGUGGAAGAUAAACUUUCAGCAGAAUUUGUGUUUAAUAAUCCUAAUAUAAAAGGAACUUGUGGCUGUGGUGAAAGUUUUAGUGUAUGAUAAAAGUUAAAAAUAGUUAUAAAUUUAACUUAAAAAGUAUUUGUGAAGAAGGGGUUACUGUUAUCGUUUGAAUGAAGUUAAUAUGAAAUGUGACUGAUAAGUGUGUGAAUAAGAGUGCAAAUGAUGGAGUUGUUGUUUAUUUAUAAGUUAUUUUAUAUUUGUCAAGUUGUGCUUCAUGAGAAUAUUUGCCACCACAGAAUUUUUCUAUAUAGUAAGAGUCUCACAGCAUGUACAUUUCAUAAAAUGUUGAUAGUAGAAGUUAAGCAGGUCAAUAAUUAUAUCUCAUUUCUAUAUUGGUAUGUCAUAUAAAUAAGGGUUGCAACAUUACAAUGGAACCAGUACUUCAAUGUAUUGAUUGUUAUUAAAAACAAUAUAGAAUUAAAACAGCUACUGUUGAGUUUUGAAAUUAGCUGCACAAAUUGUUAAUCACACUUAUUUUUGAAUCUGAAAGAUUUAUAAGUUUAUUGAAUAUUAAAAAAAAAAGUGUUUGACUUUCUUUGAACAUUAAAAAUAAAAUUGUUUGACUUUCCGUAAAUUUAUAUGGUUAAAUGCUUGAAAUAAAUGAUAUAAGUUAUAGUAUGUUUUGAUAAAAUUUUAAAAAAUUUAUUUGUAUGUGACCUGGCAGAAUGACAAUCUGCAACAUAACAGUGCAAUCUCUAAUGUUGUUGCUAAGGUAAUAGCAGCUACGUUACAGUUGUUAAAUAAUUAAAAUUCAACAAGGUAUAUAAUAAAACGGGUAAUUAUAGGAGUAACUUGACCUAUUACACACACUGCUUUGUGACAUCCUAGCCUAGUAAAAUCAACUUUAAUUGAAUACAAGUUUCAUAAGGAUAAGAUAAGGAUACUUUUAUUAUAAUUGGAAAGGUUUGUGUUUUUAACAGAAAGAUAUAUUUAACUCUUCCGCACCUAGGUAUUUAAUAGUGAAUAUUCAUGUGUAUUUUGUCAAGAUUCAUUUUCGAGGUAAGAUUUUAUGCAGUUUAUAAUUGCGAUUUCCAUGGUUUU